Molecule: messenger RNA, 1614 nt
Organism: Mytilinidion resinicola
Lineage: Eukaryota; Fungi; Ascomycota; Dothideomycetes; Mytilinidiales; Mytilinidiaceae
Exons: 3
Coding region: 1-1614 (537 amino acids)
Biological process (GO): regulation of transcription by RNA polymerase II
Cellular component (GO): nucleus
Molecular function (GO): DNA-binding transcription factor activity, RNA polymerase II-specific; RNA polymerase II cis-regulatory region sequence-specific DNA binding
Source: RefSeq, a predicted model, not a curated record
AUGAGAGCCGCCACAAUGGUGCAGCAACCUCCCACACCGCCUAAUGGCAGUGCCGAACUCCAGUACGGACUACACCACCUCAUACAGCAUAACGCAGGAUGGAACCUCCAGUAUGACGGACAGGAAGCCCAGUACCUCAGUCGUCCAGGAUCACAUUACGAUUCGCCUGCUCCAAUUUUCACACCUGUUUAUCGGAAAAGACGCAAAGGAAAGAGACUGAUGGCACAGAAGGACAAUUACGGAGCACAGCCGGGGUAUUAUCAACAUGACGGCCAAUACAAUGGAAUACAAUAUUCUCAACAUGGUAUGCUUUCAGGUUCACCGCCAACCCCGAGAUCAACGACCGACUAUAGCGACGCAGGAAGGCACACCAGAAGUGGACGCUCCAUCGCGCGGUCCGGGUCGCCUCGCGUCAGCAAAUCUCGACCCAAACCAUCACCCAAGCCAAAGAAAGCAAAAGCACCGAAGGCAGACAAACCGAAAACGCCAAAGCUGACUGCGCCCUUGAGCAUCUUGACCAAAGACUAUGACCAUAUCCCGGUUCGGAACAUGGAAGAAUGGGUGAAUAGGCCACCUGAAGUGCGUCGGAAAGAAGUGGAGAAAAGAAACGGAUACGUGACAAGACCCAUGAACUCCUUCAUGUUGUACCGGUCUGCGUAUGCCGAGAGAACAAAACAGUGGUGCUUGCAAAACAACCAUCAAGUCGUAUCUUCGGUCUCUGGAGAGAGCUGGCCAAUGGAGCCUCCAGAGGUCCGAGAACUCUACAAUGACUAUGCGAAGAUUGAAAGAAUCAAUCACCAGAACGCGCACCCGACCUACAAGUUCUCUCCAAGCAAAGCAGCGACCACGGCGCGGAAGCGGAAGGGCGAAUACUCAGAUGACGACGAUGAGCCUAGCGACCUUGAUGACCCUGAUGCGGACUGGGGUCCACCUGGCCAUCGUAGGUCGAGACCAAAACCACGUAGGCCGGGGAAGGAAGCUGGGUAUCCAUCCAACAGCGACUUGACGAGCGGUCUCAAUAACAACCGCUAUUUCGGACCCAACGGUGGCCUGAACAGGUCGAGCUGGGAAGCCAACAACGAAGGCAAACCGCUACCGGUGCCCAUGGGUCAGGGUGAUCUGUAUGGCCAGUACUACCAGACGACCAUACACCAGAAUAUGACAGUCCCAGGCAUGGAGGAUGUGCAUAUGCGGAAGAUGGGUACUCCUGGAUCAUCCAUGCAAUUCUCCCAAGACCCGUCGCUUAUUGGUUUGCCUGGAGGUCAGACUAGCGACUGGUUACAACAAUUGCAUUCACAUGCCGGCACACCUUUGAAUGAGCCCCAGGUCGAUCCAAUGUUGCUUGCCUAUGAUGAUCGUGGCCUGGGCGGUCAAACUGGCCACUUGGUCGACGGGGGCACCCUUCUGGACCACAACUCCGAUUUCAAGUUCAGCAAUGGUCAUUACGGAAUGAUAGAGCGAGAGCUUGAUCAAGACAGCGUGCACAGCCUUCUUGCUGGCGAUUCGGGACAGGGCGAAUACCACCCCGAGGCCUGGCAGGUUGAUCCGACUGUUCUGCAAAUGGAGCAGGGUUCCGAGUUUGAUAAGUGGAUGGACGAUCAUCACGCUAGUUAG